GGCUCUUGUGUUCGGCUUUUACAAAGAAAAAAGAGUCAUCGAUGUGACAAAGGGAUGUGACUCGAACGGGACUGCUGUUUCAGCAGGAAAUACCAGGUACUGUAGUACGGUCCAAGACAGACAACACAGUCGAGUCGAGGGAGAAGCCGGUGACCAUCCCCCGUUGGCACAGGACAAGAGACGAAGCAGCAAAGAUGCCCUCGAGAGCAGACAUCACCUACUUCGGCGCCGGCCCGGCCGCCCUCCCCACCGACGUCCUCGAGCUGGCCGCGGGGGCGCUGCUGGACUACAACGGCACGGGGCUGGGCAUCGCCGAGCACAGCCACCGGUCCGAGCACGCGGCCACCAUCAUCAACGAGGCCAAGGCCGACCUGGCCUCGUUCCUCGACGUGCCGCUGGACGAGUACGACGUGCUCUUCAUGCAGGGCGGCGGCACAGGCGGGUUCGCCGCCGCCGUCUACAACCUCGUCGGCGCCUGGGUCGUCCGCCAGCGCGCCGCCGCCGUGGCCGAGGGCGCCCUGGCCGCCGACGAGGCCGACGAGGCCGCCGUCGCCGACGCCCUGCGCCCGCGCCUGGCCUCCCUAAAGCUCGACUACCUCGUCACGGGCGGCUGGUCGCUCAAGGCAUCGCAGGAGGCCGAGCGCCUGCUAGGGCCCGAGCAUGUCAACGUGGCCGCCGACGCGCGCGCCUGCUCCCCGGACGGCGACCGUGGCAAGCGGUUCGGCGCCAUCCCCGCCGAGUCGACCUGGCGCCUGUCGGACGACGCCGCCUUUGUGUACUACUGCGACAACGAGACGGUCGACGGCGUCGAGUUCCCGGCCUUCCCCGAUUCCCUGCGGCCGCGCGCCGACGGCUCCGGGGGCGGCCCCAUAGUCGUGGCCGACAUGUCGAGCAACAUCCUGUCGCGCCGCGUGCCCGCCCGCAACUUCUCCGUCAUCUUCUUUGGCGCCCAGAAGAACCUGGGCUCCACGGGUGUCACCGUCGCCGUUGUCAAGAAGUCGCUGCUGCCUCAGCCGCCCGCCUCGCUGCUGCGCAGGCUGGGGCUGCCCGUCGGCCCCAUUGUGCUGUCGUACGAGACCAUCGCCAAGAACAACAGCCUGUACAACACGCUGAGCAUAUUUGACGUCUACAUCGCCGGCCAGGUCCUCAAGAAACUCCUGGCCACGUACGCCACCGACAAGGCCGCGGGCCAGGAGGCCGUAUCAGCCUCCAAGGCCGCCCUCAUCUACGGUGCCCUCGACGCCCACCCGGCCGCGUACCGGGUUGUGCCCGACACGGCCGCGCGCUCGCGCAUGAACAUCUGCUUCCGCGUCGUCAGGGGCGGCACCGACGACGACGCGGCCGAGAAGGCCUUCCUGGCCCAGGCCACUGCCAGGGGCCUGACGGGCCUCAAGGGCCACCGCAGCGUCGGCGGCAUACGUGCCAGCAACUACAACUCCAUCCCGCUCGAGGGCGCCCAGAAGCUCGCUGCCUUUAUCGAGGAGUUCGCAAAGGCUUGAGGGGCAUCUGGUUAGGGACAACGGUCUGUGGAAAAAGUAAAAAAACUUGUUCGGAUGUGCUAGAUUCAUCUUCUAGGCAAAAAGAACGAGGGCGGUUCAACAGAGGCCUCGGUCGCGGCGUUACUGAAAUUGUCCUUUUGCGAGUGGACUUGGGUAUUUGACCACUCCACGAUCCUAACCCGCCGUGUAUUAUACUAUUCAUGACUACCUACAUAUCUAGGGGUUGAUGAGAAAUGUUAUUCCCAACCCAAAACACGCAAAACCUAAGCAAAUGCUAACAUCCCCAAAUUUCCAAGCCUCUCAAACACAAGUCUCGGCGAUGGGGUCAGAAACCAAGAUAGAUAAAUACAAUACGAAGAAAGAGAGUAAUUCAAGAGCAACCAAUUACGUCUUCUUUUCAGCCCACCCGUCGCCAUUUUGGGCCACCUCAUUCCUAGGGAGGAUCUUGACCUCCCGGCUCAGCAGUCCCCUCAGCUCAGGGGUGAUGACUUUAACUACCUCCUCUGGCGCCUUCCCGCCUGGCGAUUUUGCAGCCCCGCCCUGAGCAGAUCCCGAUUGCGGCUGCGGCUGAUUCCGUUGGCUGGUAGACGACGAGGGGCCCGAGGGCGAAGCUGAGUCUGUGCCACCGGCAGCUGUGGAGGCGGAGGACGAUGACUGCCCCAGUUGAGGUCUCGAAGUGCGCGGUGCCGGGAAAUUGUCCUUCUUGUCAAUGGCCUCAACCAGCCGCUGGAAUCGCCGGAAGAGAGCCUCCGCCCGGAUAAGGGUGGAUUCGAGGUCCAUUGUGCAGGAGAGCUCGUUUACUGUUUGUUUGAGAGUUGAUCAGCAAUGGCACAUCAGACUACCCAAAACAUACACCCCCUUGAAAGAGUCUCCAAGGGAAACCCCCUGC
This is a messenger RNA of Gaeumannomyces tritici R3-111a-1, 2388 nucleotides long. Its product is annotated as phosphoserine aminotransferase. Gene Ontology annotation, biological process: L-serine biosynthetic process. The record is from RefSeq and is a predicted model, not a curated record. The coding region runs from base 195 to 1499 and encodes 434 amino acids. Gene Ontology annotation, cellular component: cytoplasm. Lineage: Eukaryota; Fungi; Ascomycota; Sordariomycetes; Magnaporthales; Magnaporthaceae. The transcript is spliced from 2 exons. Gene Ontology annotation, molecular function: pyridoxal phosphate binding; O-phospho-L-serine:2-oxoglutarate transaminase activity.